This is a messenger RNA of Closterium sp. NIES-65, 1326 nucleotides long. Lineage: Eukaryota; Viridiplantae; Streptophyta; Zygnematophyceae; Desmidiales; Closteriaceae. The record is from the annotation of a GenBank genome assembly.
AUGUGUGCCGCUAUCGCUCGUCCGGUGCGUGUUAGACGUCCUCCCCAGAGGCUUGAUGAUUUCGAAGGCAUAAAAAGUGGAGGUAAGUCUAAGCCGUCGACUGCACAAUGGGCGGCGGAUGUGGAGGCGACUAGGACGUUCUUGAGACAACACCGAGUGUCCAACCCUACGCCCAAGGGUUAUUUGGUAGCGGAGCAAGCCCCGGACAUCGCUGGACCCGCAGACCCUCCCAUUAAGCCGUACGGCUUCACCGUCGAGGAGAGGCUUGAUUUGCAUGCGCAGCACCGGCCUGGCCGACGCAAGCCGGUGAAAGUAGUGGAGGCUGAUGACGGCGGAAAGCAGGAGAAGCACGGUGCCACUGAACGUGGAACUAGCAUGGGCGCUGGCCUCCCUGGAAUGGUGCCAACGCCUUUCUUCGAUGGUGGCGUGGGACAGACUCACGACAUGGAGGCAGAGCACGGUGAAUCGUCCCCCGAGGAGGGUGUUGGGGAUGCCAGAGGAGACGACCCAAAACUCUUAGAGCUGAAGAGGCUGCUCAACAGCGUUCGCCAGCGACAUGGCCGUGACAUUUCGGGUAUCCUUGCGGCUGCUGGUAGUCGUGGCACUCCACUGCUAGGUGCUGAUGAGUUAGAGGCGUUGGCGAGUAUUGACAGUUCUUUCCGCAGGCACGAAGAAUGUGGAAAGGGCCCCAUCACUGGGUUAAAUAGGGGUGACACGCAGGCAGCAGCGAGUAACAUACCUCGAGCUGCCCCUAUCGCCACUGACGAGAACCCUCAUGCUUUCACUAAUGACCAUCCUGAUCCAUCACCACAGCCUACUUCACAGCCCGCAACCCCACCCCAGGCUGUCGGCCACGCUACGGCUGUUGCACAUCGCGGGCGAGUGAACGGAGGGCUUUACACCAACAGACUCAAGAAGGAGCGUGACCACCUCAACAACACCAACGGAGGUGCACCCGGCCCUGUUCAUGCGGCACAACCUACACGGGUAGGAGUGCAUGACCAGCGGAAGGACACGUCAAGAGGAGCAGCGUACAGCGGGCAUGGCGCAGGGGCUGCCGAGGGCUUCCAAGCCCGUGGUGUGAAGCGGGAAAGGAACGUCCCGCAGAUGACUCUCAUCAUUGACUAUGAUCCGGAGAGGAGCGGGGAGGGCUUGAUACGUGGCAUGGCGUCUCCAGAUGAGAUCGUGGUGAGUAUGCGCACGGAGUACCUAAGUGCACGCAAAGAUGGCAAUGGAUCUCCUGCUACGCAACUGUGCGGCGCGAGGUGUGACCCUGUUCCCUUCGAACACAAUGAGGAACGAGGCGUCGUGCCACACAUGACAUGA